Messenger RNA from Camellia sinensis, 381 nucleotides. The record is from RefSeq and is a predicted model, not a curated record. Lineage: Eukaryota; Viridiplantae; Streptophyta; Magnoliopsida; Ericales; Theaceae.
AUGGCUUCGAUCUCCGACUACUUGCAGCCCUUGAUGGAGUUUAUGGCCUCUUUGCCUGAUCGUGAUGAUGCAAAGGUGGUUUUGGUGGGGCACAGCUAUGGUGGGCUUGGCAUUUCUCUGGCUAUGGAGAGGUUCCCUGAGAAGAUCUCGGUUGGUGUUUUCAUCACAGCCUACAUGCCCAACUGUCAACAUCCUCCUGCUACUCUCAUACAAGAAUUCUUUAAGAGGAGCUCAUUACACUCCACUAUGGAUUGCCGAUUUUCAUUCGAUCAAGGCCCAGAAAAUCCACCGACAUCAGUAAUCUUUGGUCAAGAGUACAUGGCCACCAAUGUCUAUCAACAUUGCCAAACAGAGCUCUCCUAUAGUGGACCCUACACCUAA